Messenger RNA from Osmerus eperlanus (European smelt), 3229 nucleotides. RefSeq names its product leucine rich repeat containing 24 (gene lrrc24). Lineage: Eukaryota; Metazoa; Chordata; Actinopteri; Osmeriformes; Osmeridae. The transcript is spliced from 5 exons. The record is from RefSeq and is a predicted model, not a curated record. Gene Ontology annotation, molecular function: protein binding. The coding region runs from base 596 to 2443 and encodes 615 amino acids.
GAAAGAGAGAGUUACGAUCAACCGACAGUUGAAUCCAUGAUACAGGGAGGAGUGAGAGGGUCGAUUUGGCAUAGGAAAACUAAAAAGUAGGGUGGUCAUCCUCAUUCAAAAGUCAUUGAUAUUGACGUGGAAUGUUGUUAGAAAAAAAUAUUACCAUCGAGGGACAAUAGCGCAAGACUGGAUAGCUUGACUGGAUUAACACUGCUGAGUCGACCACGGAACUGCCGCGGCAUGAUGACUUAAAGGUCUAGCCCAAAUGUUGUUUUUUUGCUUUUUCGAUCAAUUAAACACGUGAACCAAAUUUAUAUUUCCAGGUGAGAGAAGACAGCACCGCCUACGCUCUGCAAGUGCCCAUAUUUCAGACUCAAGUUUUAUUUUUGAAAGGUUCUCUGUUGUUUCCCAGGGCUCCUCACGUGCACCAGGGAGCACACGCGGGUGUGUGUGUGUGAGAGAGAGAGAGAGAGAGAGAGAGAGAGAGAGAGGGAGAGAGAGAGAGAGAGAGAGAGGGAGAGAGAGAGAGAGAGAGAGAGAGAGAGAGAGAGAGAGAGAGAGAGAGAGAGAGAGAGAGAGAGAGAGAGAGAGGGAGAGUGAGACGAUGGUUGUCCUCCGGUUCCCCAGGCUGGCUCUGGCCCUGCUGGCCCUGCUGCCCCUCCCCUCGCUGGGCUGCCCCUCCAGCUGUCGCUGCUACAGCCUCACUGUGGAGUGUGGAUCUCUGGGAGUCAAAGAGAUCCCACAGGGGAUCCCUGCAUUCACUCAGACCAUCUUCCUCCAGGACAAUGCCAUCGUCCAGGUCCGUCUGCAGGACCUGUCCAGGCUGGGCUUUCUUCACUACCUGUACCUCCAGAACAACAGCAUCUCAGCCCUGGAGCAUGGGGCCUUCCUCAGCCAGGGACAGCUGCUGGAGCUGGCCCUCAAUGGGAACCUCAUCCACCUGGUCACAGCAGACAUGUUCAGGGGCCUGGAGCACCUUCGGAUCCUCUACCUGGCUGGGAACCAGAUCACGCUGCUUCAGGACCACACCUUCAGAGGCCUGCAGCGUCUGCAGGAGUUGCACCUGCAGGAGAACAGUAUCGAGGUGCUGGAGGACGAGGCUCUGUCUGGCCUGUCCUCCCUGGCCCUCCUGGACCUGGGCAGGAACCGCCUCCGCACCCUGGGCCCCGCCUCCCUCAGACCUCUGGUCAGCCUGCAGGUGCUGCGUGUCACAGAGAACCCGUGGCGCUGUGACUGUGCUCUGGCUUGGCUGCGUACUUGGAUUAACGAGGAGGGCCAGCGUCUGCUAAGCUCGGCCGAGCGGCGCCUGCUCUGUGCGGAGCCGCCUCGCCUCUCCCACCUCAGCCUGGUGGAGGUGGCGGCCAACAGCCUGGUGUGCAUCCCCCCCGUGGUGCAAAUGGAGCCCAGCCAUCUGACUGUGAGGCUGGGGGAGAGCCUGCGGGUUUCCUGUCAGGCCUCGGGCUACCCCCAGCCCCAGGUCACCUGGAGGAAGGCCGCCCACAGCAAGGCCCAGCUCUCCCCCCGAGGCCUGUUGCAGGAGCAAGGGCCUGAGGCAGACUUGUUUCGGUUUGGGGCUGGGGGGCCGGUGACCGCCCGGCCCAGAGCGAGGAAGUCGAGGGAUGGAGCUGAUGGAGGAGCUGUCCAUGGGAUGGUGCGAGGGACUGAGGAAGGUGGAGAGCGGGACAGCUUUGACCCAGAUAUGGGCAGCGGGAUGUUGUUCCUUAGCAACGUAACAGUGGCGCAUGCCGGCCGCUAUGAGUGCGAGGCUUGGAACCCUGGGGGAGUGGCCAGGGUGACCUUUCACCUGGCUGUCAAUAUGUCCUCCUCGUCUUCCUAUUCUGCCUUCUGGCCUCGUCUGCACUCAUCCCCUCCCUCUUCCUCUUCCUCCAUCUACCACCCAGAGGUUGUGGAUGUGAGCCAGGAGCCUCUGUAUGAGCUAGAAAGCAUGGACUUCAAUGCCUUGGGCUCAGCCACCCAGACAGCGAUCGCCAUGGGCAUCUCAUUGUUGGCGCUCACCGCUCUUCUCCUCCUCGUCAUGAUCUACGCCCGCCACCAGCAGCGCAGGAAAGAGGAGGGCGGGGGCUUCUGCGGCAGCAAGGAGGAGAGCAUCCUGUAUGUCAACGACUACUCCGACGGCCCCACCACCUUCGCCCAGCUGGAGGAGUACCGCGACGAGCAGGGCCACGAGAUGUUCGUUCUCAACCGUGCUAAGCCUGUCUUGUCGCCGGAGCCAGCCUUCACCAUGCUGAGUGGCUUUGGCCACGGGGGGCUGAAGGAGGCUCUGUUGGAGCACCAGGAGCUGCAAGUGCAGACACUGAGCAGGUUAGGGGGGAUGGGGCCACGAAGGAACCCUGCCGAGGGAGGUGAGGGUCCCCCCGUAGACCCGGAGGGAAUGCUCAUCAAUCAGAGUCUGCUGUUUGACACGCAGGUUGCCUACGAGAUCCACUGUUGAGAGCUGAUUGGCUAAAGGAGGAGCAGGUGUUAGUUGUGCUCGAUUGAGGCGAUGAAUUCCUGGAGAGAGAGACAUUGUGCCAAGUGUUUCAAUGUGUUAUCCAGCCCUGAGGCUGUAUGGAGGUCUCAUGCUGGACUGGUUGAUUAGCGAUCAUGGAGGACUAUGGAGAGACAUGUAUUUUGUAUUUCCACUGAAAACAUACUACUGUAGAAAUAUUUAGCAAAUACACAUUAUCUACAUUAGAGAUUUGGACAUAUUAGACAUGGAUUGCACAACAACAUUGUUGUCAUUGUUGUCAAUUGUCAUAUUUAGUGGAACAUUGUAAACAAAACCAUAAAUGAACAGUAGGUAUUGUGAGGUCUUUGGAAAAGUGAUAUACUAUUUUGUACCCAUGUACUGUAUAAUUCUGUUUGUGUUACUGUUCUCUCAUUUCUAAAUGUGUUGUUCUUCACCGUAAAGUACUGAGCGUACUGUACUGGAGUGUACUGGACUGGAGUGUACUGGACUGGAGUGUACUGGACUGGAGUGUACUGGAAUGUAUUGUUCCAUUUCUCAAAAAACGAAAAAAGAAAUGUGUAUAAUUACACAAUGCUGUCAAUCAAUACAAUGAAAGCACUGGUCCAUAAAUGAGUGGCUGUGAGGGGUAAGAUUUAUAUUAAUGCAACAGUAUAUCUUUAAUACUUUUUGUAUUCCUGAUUUCCAUAUAUACAGGUGAAUUCCUGUCUGGUAUAUUCCUUAUUAGUAUUUUCUUAAAUACUGUUACAUAAAUUCAUUUUCCAAGCACUA